GCUUCUUUUAUAUCUGCGCUCAGUCUGAGGCGAGGCUCUCAGUCAGCUUCAAACGAGGGCUUUCCUGCAGGAGAGGCAAGGAGGAUCCCAACCCGGGGGCCGGCUGUGCUGUCAGAGCUGCCCGUGGGGCUUGGAUGUACACCGGGGCUGGAGUUCUCCAGCUUUAGGGGCCCGACACGUUCAUGGGACCCGGAGGGCUGGCCGGGUAUUAUCCGAAUUUUUGCAACAAUCGUUCCCCGCCGACCAUGCCACAAUGCUGAUGAUUCCUCUGCUGGUGUUGGCGAGCCUGCUGGACCCCGUUUGGCCCCGGGCCCGUUGCUCGCCUAGCCAGGGUUGUGACCCCCGGCAGCGGAGAGACGCCGGGGGGCGCGGAGGAGUGUAUGAGCACCUCGGAGGAGCGCCGAGGCGCAGGAAACUUUACUGCGCUACCAAAUAUCAUCUACAGAUCCAUCCUAACGGGAAGAUUGAUGGAUCACUGGAGGAGAAUAAUCCGUUCAGCAUCUUGGAGAUCACAGCAGUGGAUGUGGGUGUCGUGGCUAUAAAAGGGCUUUUCUCAGGCAAAUAUCUAGCCAUGAACGAUAAAGGAAGGCUGUACGCCUCGGAGGUUUUCAACAAGGAGUGUGAAUUUGUGGAACGGAUCCAUGAGUUGGGGUACAACACCUAUGCAUCACGACAACACUUCACAGAGCAGCCCCUACCACCGGGAACAGGCAGCAGCAGCAGCAAGCGUCGGGCCUCUGUCAGGAGGCAAUGGUACAUCUCCAUCAACGGGAAAGGGCGGCCGCGGCGAGGCUUUAAAACUCGGAGCACUGAUAAAGCCUCACUCUUCUUGCCUCGGGUGCUGGGCAACAAGGACCAUGAGAUGGUGAGGAAGCUGAGGGACAUUCAAGGUGCCCAGCACACGCAUCAUCAGCAGGGGCGGCGUGGUGAACGCCGGAGACGCCGGCAUCGUGAUAGGAAAGGUCGAGGUCAACAGCCUGAUGACUCAGCAGACUUUUAGAGGUGAGGUUGGAUUUCAUCUCCCUCUGCUAUGACUCAUCUACACAGAUCCUUGAUCUCGGCACAUGCUGCAGCUUGACUGCAAGGAAGGAUGUGAGAAAAUGUCUUGGAUCCCAAAUUCUGGAUUGAUGGAAGUUCUUGUUGGUGUACAGUGAUAAAGGGAAGUUCAAUCAAUAAGGAAGGGGAACUCAAAGGCCACCAAAGUGUUUCUGGUUUUUACACCUUUCUAAAAACCUGCCGCUCUCUGGAGACUCUGGCCUACAACUCCACUGCUGUAUAAUCCUCUGAUAACUGACGUCCGAUUUCUUACAAAUGUAACUGUCAUGUAAACAAACGUAAUAAGUAAUAAUGUAAUAUCCAUCCUAUUUUGUAUGUACAAGCCUCAUCCAUCAACUACCCUCAGAGCAUAUGUUCAGCUGGCCUGUACAGCAGCAUAUAAGCUUUAUGUUUGUCAGAAUCCAAGUACUAUUUUCCGAUUGUUAAGUGCUAUGAAUCAUUAUGGAAGCUGAAGAGGGGACUGUACAUGGAGAAGCACUUUUUGUCAGAUUCACAUUAAGAAGAAUAAGGAAUUCAGCUUGAGGCACGAGCAUCUGCAAUGUUCUUAUAAUGUGAUAGUCUACUGUGUGUUAACUGAAAGAAGUACUUUGUAUAUUUCACAAAUGAUAUGAAUAUUUAUUUGCUGUCUGAGUUGUAAGUUAUUGAUAAGACUAUUUCUGCAUUUUACCAACAUGGAUGUUGUUUCAGUUUUCACUUGCUGCCUGGUUCCAACAUAAAAAAACAUAAUGGUACUGACCCAAAGAAGAAAAAAACA
This is a messenger RNA of Gambusia affinis (western mosquitofish), 1810 nucleotides long. RefSeq names its product fibroblast growth factor 3 (gene fgf3). Bases 254 to 1000 code for a protein of 248 amino acids. The record is from RefSeq and is a predicted model, not a curated record. Gene Ontology annotation, cellular component: cytoplasm. Gene Ontology annotation, biological process: positive regulation of gene expression; positive regulation of cell population proliferation; positive regulation of protein phosphorylation. Gene Ontology annotation, molecular function: fibroblast growth factor receptor binding; growth factor activity. The transcript has 3 exons. NCBI's taxonomy places the organism in Eukaryota, Metazoa, Chordata, Actinopteri, Cyprinodontiformes, Poeciliidae.